Molecule: messenger RNA, 805 nt
Organism: Arabidopsis thaliana (thale cress)
Lineage: Eukaryota; Viridiplantae; Streptophyta; Magnoliopsida; Brassicales; Brassicaceae
Product: Late embryogenesis abundant (LEA) hydroxyproline-rich glycoprotein family
Exons: 1
Coding region: 13-699 (228 amino acids)
Source: RefSeq, marked reviewed
AAAGUAAAGAAAAUGGAGCUAGCCAUGAGUAAGAUUAACGAGGAUCAAGCUAAGCCUUUAGCUCCACUUUUUCUCACUACCCGAAGCGACCAACCAGACGAAGAAGAUCAGUACCACCACGACCGAACCAAAUACGUCCAUUCACAGACCAAACUCAUCUUAUGUUGUGGUUUCAUCGCAUCUUUAACUAUGCUCAUCGCAGUCACCUUCAUCGUGCUCUCCCUCACGGUUUUCCAUCUCCAUAGCCCAAACCUCACCGUCGAUUCCAUAUCUUUCAACCAACGGUUCGAUUUUGUCAACGGUAAAGUCAACACGAACCAAAACACUACAGUCUCAGUCGAAAUCUCGUUACAUAAUCCUAAUCCGGCGUUGUUUAUAGUGAAGAACGUUAAUGUUUCGUUUUACCACGGUGAAUUGGUGGUGGUUGGAGAAAGUAUUAGAAGAAGUGAAACUAUUCCGGCUAAACGGACGGUUAAGAUGAAUCUGACGGCUGAGAUUGUUAAGACAAAGCUACUAGCAUCUCUACCAGGUUUAAUGGAGGAUUUGAACGGUAGAGGAGUGGAUUUGAAAAGCAGUGUUGAAGUUAGAGGUAGAGUGAAGAAAAUGAAGAUUUUCAGGAAAACUGUUCAUCUUCAAACGGAUUGUUUCAUGAAGAUGACAACGAACAAUUUCUUAACGCCUACAUUUCAAUGUUUUUAAGAAACAAUAAAUGGCAAAAAACAGAGCCAAAUCUAAAAGAGAUUAAAUUUUGUUUCCCUUUCUACGCUUAUUAGAGGUCUGUAAAUAAAAGUAGUUGAUUGUGAAU